CAUCUCAAUAACAGUUUACUCAUAGGAUAGCAUUUUUCGUAAGUAAGUGUUCUAAAUCCUCCAACACCCACGUGCGGGCAAACGACGCAGCUGGCGUCGGGACGGCAAUGUCAGUUUAUUUCUGCGAUCGUGAAAAACGGUAACGAAUUGCUCAGAGUUGGGGUGCAGAUUCGAAGAACUUAGGUCAAGUAUAGGACAGUAACUCAAAAGAUGGCUCAUCAACCCAAACUAGUGAACAAACAGUUCAACUCCCCCAUAGGACUAUACUCACAACAAAAUAUACAAGAAGUUCUUGAUAGGGAUCUGCAAGUAUUAACGAAUGGAGGAGUAGGAAUAAAUUUUUACAAUCCAAAUGUAGGAAAACCAGCGAAUCUACACAAUUCCGCAGUCCUCAGAAUGAUUGAAGAAGAAAAGAGGCAUCAUAGUGGAUCCAUGAAAAGAGAAGGUGAUAUUGAGAACUAUUAUAAGCCCCAACGAAGGCAACCAAAAUGGCCCCCACCACAAAACGAACGAAAACGACGAUUUAGAUCAGCGUUCACAGAUGUCGUCAUCUCAGGAACGAAACGAAUUGCCUGGCCUCCAGUUGAGAACGAAGACGAAGAAGGAGUUCACACACAGGCCCAAAAACCUCCUUCCACUACACCGGUAAACUUCAAACGCCCUGAGUCAAAAACAACCUCAAUCUCUGGGACUGAUCGUCCAGUUUUGCAACCCUUGAAAAUCAUUUGUAACACCCCACCGGGUCAACAAUCACCAAGAUCACCUGCUUUGACACACAGCCCAAGAGGUUUCGGACAGAGUCCAUCUCCGAAGGGUUGGGCUCCUGUGCAUCCCCCCAUUAGUCCUAAAGGCUCUCCCGUAUCUGUGCCAUCAUACUCAAGCCCAGUGCAGUGCUAUUCGCCCGGUAAUCAAAAGCUGAAUUCACCUCAGAGAGCCCUCACACCUUGUCACAUACCAAACAAAGUGAAGGAACCUCCACCAACCACAAUCACACUGCGUCCACAAGCACCAGUCAGUCAAGCUUCCCCACCAGUCUUCACAUCUCAACCAGCCACGGCGACAUUAAAGGGUGGCAAGUGUCUGCGGGGGGACAUGAAAUGGCCUCCGGAGUCAGUGAAAAAGCAGGCUGAGGAGGAGAAUAGGCUAAGAAUGGAACUAGCGAGAGGACCGGUGUGCAGACCUAGGAAAGUUAACAAAGACUACUCAGGUUUCUUCGCACAACACGCCUUAAACUCGACAUAUCCAGGCUACAAACCCCCGCCAGGAACACAAUAUUAUGGAGAAUCGGACUACUGAUAUUAAAAUUAAUUUAAGCUUUCUCAUCGCUUUGUUUUAAUGCUAUGCAGUAUUGAUAAUAUCUAGUGAGGAAAAUUUCUGGAAUUGAAAAUGUUAAAGAGGGGCAACUUUUCAGCCAUAAAUGUAAAAAAUGCAAAUUUUGUUUUAAUGUUAGCUUUGCUUAUGUGUUGUAGUAACAUAAAUGUUGAAAGGUUGUUAACAUUUUCAAUUCGACAAAUAUCUGGAGCAAAGAUAAACGUGCUUUCAAGCAUAGCAGGACAUUUCAAUUUUUCACAUUCAGCUGAGUAUUACUAAUAGUAUUGUUGUGAAUUUCGAGAAUAUUCGCGAACUCAAAUACUCUUUGUAACAUAGCUUCUGUUAUAUUGUUAAUGUAAAGAUGAUCGGUAGUUUGAGGCAAAAAUAUCUGAAAUGUACUCACAUUUAAAGUAUAAUGCGAAAAAACCAUUUGUGGAGGUGUAAUGUGAAUGCAUCCUCCUAUUUUGUAACUGUUAUAAAAUAAUAAAAAGUGGCAGAUCUUUACUUCCAGUAAUCAUGUGCCUUAAAGGAA
This is a messenger RNA of Coccinella septempunctata (seven-spotted ladybird), 1843 nucleotides long. Its product is annotated as PDZ and LIM domain protein Zasp-like. The transcript is spliced from 8 exons. Lineage: Eukaryota; Metazoa; Arthropoda; Insecta; Coleoptera; Coccinellidae. The coding region runs from base 211 to 1296 and encodes 361 amino acids. The record is from RefSeq and is a predicted model, not a curated record.